Messenger RNA from Patella vulgata (common limpet), 2025 nucleotides. Its product is annotated as putative transferase CAF17 homolog, mitochondrial. The record is from RefSeq and is a predicted model, not a curated record. Gene Ontology annotation, cellular component: mitochondrial matrix. Lineage: Eukaryota; Metazoa; Mollusca; Gastropoda; Patellidae. Bases 781 to 1785 code for a protein of 334 amino acids. Gene Ontology annotation, molecular function: protein binding. The transcript has a single exon.
GACCUAAGGUCCAUGGUUUCUGUAAGAACGCCUGGCCAUAAUCAUAAGCAUGUUGUGAACAGGGAUCUUCACCUCAAUGUUUACGUGUAGAUGGUAGCGGAAUGAUGGACGUUCUGGACAGGUGAUUAUGCCAAUAUCGAACAAUAUCGUUAGGGUAAACAAUAAGGUACAUGCUAGUUGAAUUGAAUUAUAAUAUUUUAUUUGAUAAAAGAAAGGAUUGGUGUGGAUUUGACAUGUGACAGUAUUUUCCACUUACUCGUUGGUAAUGGCCGAAGCUGAAAAGGAAGUGGAUAGGCAUCUGGGAUUGAAGAAUCGCAUCAAGGGAGAUAAUGCAUAAGGAACGCACUUUCGUUAGUUUCAAAGCACCACAUAAAAGACGAUGAAAAUGAAUAAGUUCACCAAAAAGAUCCAAUAGAUCCUAAAAAUAUUUAUGUUGGUUUUCAAUUCCAAGUGAAUCAAUCCCUUAGAUAUCUCAUUAAAUACGGAUUUAUUUAUUUGUAAUUUGAGAAAACUGUCGCCCCAAGGUAGCCGUAUCGAUAGCAGACAGGUCAGAAAAUCGUCUUAUGAAACAGAUCAAAAUGAAAUAAGACGAUCUUUAUUUUAUCAGUAAUAAUUUAAUAGGUGGUUUAAUCGAUUGAUUUGAUUUCAUUGUACACAGUUUGUGAAUAUUAUUUAGAUUAGUUCGACUGUUUUUGGAAUAAUAUCAGAAUUUGGGUAACACAUCCAUCAAAUUCUAACUACCAAAACUGAUAUUACAGAAAAUAAAACGAAAGUAGAAAAAUGAACACUUGUAUUCUUAAUCCUUCAAAAUGUCUAUUAUAUAAAUUAUCGACAAAUCAAACGGCCAUUAGAUUCCUACCUCAAAUAAGACGUUUUUCAAAGACACAAGAUCCAAAAUGCUUCAGCGUAAAACUAAAAUCAAGAAGUCUAGUACAAGUGUGUGGUAAAGAUACUCUCAAUUUUCUUCAGGGAUUAUUUACAAGUGAUGUUAAUCUCUUGAAUGAUAAUGUCAGCCAAUAUUCUAUGAUGCUUAAUGUACAGGGAAGAGUGUUAUAUGACUUAUUGUUAUACAACAUGUCAGCAAAAAAAGAGACAGCAAAUAUAUGGAUUGAAUGUGCAAGUGAAGUGAAGGACGAAUUUAUUCAAACCAUGAAAAAAUACAAAAUAAGGAAGAAGGUUGAUAUUAGUGACAUAAGUAAAUCUGCAUAUGUUUAUGCCUCACCCAAUCAAAAUUUGACUCUAAUGGAAGAUUCUGUCAAAUUAACAACCCCAGACCCCCGAUUACCUUCCUUAGGAAAUAGAAUUAUAGUGACAGAAGAUUUGAAAAGCACUGACAAUAUGUGUGUUUAUUUAGAAAGCGAACAAUAUUACCGUGAACACAGAUAUAAAUUAGGCAUUGGUGAAGGAAUAACCGAUUUACCUCCAGGAAGUUGUUUCCCAUUAGAAAGUAAUCUAACUUUUCUUAAAGGUGUUAGUUUUGAGAAAGGGUGUUACAUAGGUCAAGAGUUGACAGCCCGGACAUUUCACACAGGUGUUACUAGGAAAAGGUUAAUGCCAUUAGUCUUUGAGAAUGUUCCAGCAGGAUUCAAUCCUGAUAGUUCAAUAACAUCUGAGAAAGGAAAAUCCGCUGGAAAACUAAGAGAUUUUAUUGGUAUUUAUGGACUUGGUUUAAUGAGAGUUGCAGAAACUAAAGGUGACCUCAAUAUAAUAGAUAUUAAAGGGAAUAAAUUAAAAGUUAAGGCUGAUAUACCCUCAUGGUGGCCUAGUGAGAAUCAUAUGUUGUGAUAUUUAGUAGAGAUAUUAUAGGAUCUUUGUUUUAAUCAUUAUUGAUUAGAUUUUUGUAUUGUUGUUGUGCAUGAAAAUGUUGGAGUGCAGGAAGUAGGCCUACCCUUAAUUCAGCUCUGAAGUAGAUCUCCUUACACACAACCUGUACUUCAGAGCUGAACUAAUCUACCUUAUAUUAUAUGCAAUGUUUACAUUUUGUUUAUUUAACAAAUAAAUACUCAAGCUAUAAUAAAGAUUCAA